Molecule: messenger RNA, 1312 nt
Organism: Physcomitrium patens
Lineage: Eukaryota; Viridiplantae; Streptophyta; Bryopsida; Funariales; Funariaceae
Product: protein ARV 2
Biological process (GO): regulation of plasma membrane sterol distribution; sphingolipid metabolic process; intracellular sterol transport
Cellular component (GO): Golgi apparatus; cortical endoplasmic reticulum
Source: RefSeq, a predicted model, not a curated record
UUAGUAGUGUAGUCAAGUUGAGGGAAGGGCAUUUCAUUGAAAGGUCUUUAAUCACGAUUUCGAAGAUGAAAAUGUGUGCAACCGUGGAGCGACGCAGUAGAAAGUGGGUUGUUCAAGUCGAUCACUCAUAGUUUGCGACAAGGACAUUGCAACCAGUGUCGGUUUCAAGAGGAUGAGCGCAGUGCAGGAUUGAGGGAGAGAAGCGCACAAAGAAAGGAGGAGAGGCAGGAUGGGGAAGUUGGGUGCGGAUGCGUCCAUGAGAUGUGUGCAUUGUGGAACUCCAGUGGCAGCCGUAUAUGUGGAGUAUUCCCCCGGCAACAUUCGUCUCUCUGAAUGCGCUAAAUGUGGAUUCGUGGCUGACGAGUAUGUAGAGUGUGAGAUUAUGAUAGUGGUGAUUGAUUUGAUUCUGCACAAGCCUGAGGCUUAUCGGCAUAUCUUCUUCAAUUACCCCCUCCUUCACAAGCUUAAAAUGCUGCAGGAAUUCGUGUGGAAGACGAGCCUCCUUGUUCUACUUCUAGACUCAUGUAAACUAUGUUUACGAGGUGUAGGGAAGACAGAUGUUCGGUGGGAAAGCCUCUCUCUGUUUCUCUCUACUGCAGGGAAGGUUUUGGCCAAAGUAGGACUGGCGAAUGUGGUGUUCUUAAUUACUGUAUUGGCAUUAGCUUAUGCACUACCAAAUCUAGGGCCACAUGCGAAGUCCAAAUGGACAGAUUUGCUUAUGGCGGUAGCGCUUUCAAGCUAUUUCAAGAUGUUUGUAUUCGCAAUGAUGGUUUGGGAAUAUUCACCUCUGAUGACGCUUAUCAUUGACAUGCUUGUGUUGUCAUCUAAUACCGUAGCUUUAAAAGUGAUGUUAAAUACCAGCACCCCGAUUGCUGCAACGGUCAUAGCUGCAGCUGCUUUCUUCAGAACUCUGUGCCGCAUUUCCAUAGACUUUGUUCUGUAGCUCUGGAAAUGGUCCUACAAAAAUCAUGCCCACCAUUUUCGAAUACAUGGUAAUGGCAUUACGUGCUUACAGCUACCACACAAUGGUGAUCAUCGCUAUUUUUCGACCGUGGCAAUCUGUGCUGCAGAAGAACAUGCCAUCGUACAUAAGAAAAGUGUGUUGACCAAAUGCCUGAAGAUAGAUUGUUUAUUGAUUUGAGUUAUAAAAUGUAUGAUAGAACAGUUGAUUGGUCCAUGGCCUGCAAACAAAACUUUUAGAUGUUGGCCUUGAUGUUGAGUAUGAAUUUAUGGCUGUUGAAUCAAACAUAAAUCCAAUACCACAUUUUAUUUUAUUUUUUAAUAGUGAAAUUCAAAGCUAUAUGAUUUUUGA